Messenger RNA from Notolabrus celidotus (New Zealand spotty), 2421 nucleotides. RefSeq names its product GDP-Man:Man(3)GlcNAc(2)-PP-Dol alpha-1,2-mannosyltransferase-like. The record is from RefSeq and is a predicted model, not a curated record. Gene Ontology annotation, biological process: protein N-linked glycosylation. The coding region runs from base 59 to 1675 and encodes 538 amino acids. The transcript has 6 exons. Gene Ontology annotation, cellular component: endoplasmic reticulum membrane. Gene Ontology annotation, molecular function: GDP-Man:Man(3)GlcNAc(2)-PP-Dol alpha-1,2-mannosyltransferase activity. Lineage: Eukaryota; Metazoa; Chordata; Actinopteri; Labriformes; Labridae.
AGCGCAGUCAGCUGACAUACACUUCCGGUGUAGUGACGUCCACUGCUGUGUUGUCAAAAUGGAGGGACACGGGCACCAUCAUCAUCAUCAUCAUCAUAAUCACAACUUCUCUCUGUGUUUCUGUGACCUCAUGAGGUUGUUGUGGUCUCUGGUGGUGCCUUGCGUCUACCUCAGCCUGGUCCUGACCCUGUUCCUGCUGCUGCUUCUGCUGGGGGUACGCGUGUGGCUGCAGGGCCGCAGGAAGGCCCGCCGGGAUCAGGACUCCGGCCCCGCGGUGGCCUUCUUCCAUCCGUACUGCAACGCUGGAGGAGGCGGGGAGAGGGUCCUGUGGUGCUCCCUGAGGGCCCUCAUGCACAGGUACCCCAGCUUCUCCUUCGUGGUGUACACGGGCGAUCAGGGAGUGACGGGUGAGCAGAUUCUGGAGGGAGCCCGACAGCGUUUCAACAUCACACUGUCUCGACCAAUCACCUUCAUCUUCCUGCGUCACCGCUCGCUGGUGGAGGCGGGGUCUUACCCUCACUUCACCCUGCUGGGUCAGAGCGCCGGGUCCAUGUUCCUCGGCUGGGAAGCCCUCACGUCCUUUGUCCCCGACCUGUACCUGGACUCGAUGGGUUACGCCUUCACUCUGCCGAUCUUCCGUUACCUGGGAGGAUGUAAGGUGUCGAGCUACGUCCACUAUCCCACCGUCAGCACCGACAUGCUGUCAGUGGUGAGAGAGAGGAACCCGAGGUUCAACAACGCAGACUUCAUCUCCAGGAACCCUGUGCUGAGUGCGGUGAAGGUGGUGUAUUACUGCUGCUUCGCCCUGCUGUAUGGGCUGGCUGGCUCCUGCAGUGAUGUCAUCAUGGUGAACUCCACCUGGACGCUGGGUCACAUCCUGGCUCUUUGGCGCUCCCCGAACCGCACCAGCAUCGUGUACCCCCCCUGCGAUGUCAGAGCCUUCCUAGAGGUACCGCUGGAGGAGGAGGACGAGGAGGAAGAGGAGGAGGAGGGCUGGGAGGAGCUGGGGCGGGAUAUUGGGAGUGGAGAGGAAGAGGAGGGAGGAGGAGGAAGAGGGGACAGGAAGUGCCAUACCAUUGUGUCUGUUGGGCAGUUCAGGCCAGAGAAAGAUCACCGCCUGCAGAUUCGGGCGUUUUGCAAACUGUUGGACAGGAUGGACAGGAAGGGGGCAGGGCCUGGGGGGCGGGAGUCUCUGCGUCUGGUGCUGAUUGGAGGAUGCAGGAACCAGGAGGAUGAGGAGCGGGUGCUGAUGCUGCGAGGACUCUGCGAGGAGCUUGGCGUGUCGGACCGCGUAGACUUCAAACUCAACGUCCCCUACGAGGAGCUGAAAAAGGAGCUGGUGGAGGCCACGAUCGGACUGCACACCAUGUGGAACGAACACUUCGGCAUCGGUGUGGUGGAGUGUAUGGCUGCAGGAACCAUCGUCCUCGCUCAUAAGUCCGGUGGUCCAAAGCUGGACAUCGUGGUCCCUUUCGAGGACGCACAGACCGGCUUCCUGGCCGACAGUGAGGAUAGCUACGCCUCCGCCAUGGAGACCAUCCUGGCUCUGUCUCCAUCAGACCGUCUGGAGAUGAGACGAAGCGCCCGACGCUCUGUGGAGAGAUUCUCAGACCAGGAGUUUGACGCAAGCUUCCUCUCCGCCACGGAGACUCUGAUGACGGGACUGGAGCGAUGAGGAUGACCAGAGAGAGUCCACCAGGGACUAGGACUUUGAUGAUCCAAUUUGUGUUAUUAUUAGAGCUGCACAGAGGUAGAGGUGAGGCAGAGAGGCUCAUAUUAAUGUCUCAGACGAGCUUCUGGAGUCUGACACUGCAAUGAUCUUAAUUUGAUUCAGAGAGCCGAGGCCGUCCUCCUCUCACUGCGAUGAAUAAUCAGAAACUAAAUAUAACUCUGCAUGUCACUCAUGAGUUUGGUUUUCACAUUAAAGACAAAAGAGGGGACAGAAACAGACACACAGAGCUCUCAGCCGGUCUGUGGCUGACACACAGGAGGACACGUAGCACAGUUCUUAAGUUCUCCUGUAAAGAUGUUAAACUAACUGAAUCCAUUCCAAACAGAGACGCUGAUCCGUCUCCUGAAGUGAGGUUUAUCAAGUCAAUAGUUAAGCUGUGUGAUUAUUCGUAGUUGUGUUGUUAUAAUGAUGUCAGACUGAUUCCUGAAUCCAUGUUUGAAGUUAAAUGAAGACUUUUAGAAGCUUUGGGGAAAGAAAAAGACCAAAUGUUUAUUUUAUGUUCUUGUUGUGUCACUUCCUAUUUGUGAUGAGGUCCAGGCAUGGAACUAAGUUGGUGUGUAACAUAUGAAAAAAACCUUUAUUUUGAAAGAGUAUUUAAAUCUGUCGAGUGGAGAGGCCGGCUGUGUGUGUUUCACUGAGCAAAUUAAAUGACACUUUAACAAGUCUGCAAUAAAAACAAUCAUAAAUCA